AUGCCUUUAAACAAGCCAAACAAACUAUCACAAAUCGUAGACGCCGCCGCAUCAGGCAACUACGCCGUAGCCGCAACAUGCUGCUACAACAUCGAAGGCAUCAUCGCCACCGUCCGCGCAGCAGAAGCCCAAUCCUCCCCCGCCAUCAUCCAGCUCUUCCCCUGGGCCAUCGAAUACGCCGACGGGCUGCUCGUCCACGCGGCCGCCGAGGCAGCUCGCCAUGCAAAGGUCCCCAUCGGGGUACACAUGGACCACGCGCAGUCCCCGGACAUGAUCAAGCGGGCAGCUAACCUCGGCGGCUUCGACGGCAUCAUGGUCGACAUGAGCCACUACGAAAAGGAGGAGAACAUGGCGAAAACCAAGGAACUUGUGCAGUACUGCCACGAGAGAGGGAUAAUCACGGAGGCCGAACCGGGAAGGAUAGAAGGUGGUGAGGAUGGCGUGGCGGAUACGGCUGAGCUGGAGGCCGUGCUGACGACGCCGGAGCAGGCGGAGGAGUUUUUGGCCCUGGGGAUAGAUUGGCUUGCGCCGGCGUUUGGGAAUGUUCAUGGACAGUAUGGCGCCAAGGGGCCGCGGUUGGAUUAUGAGAGGUUGAAGGGGAUUCGGGAGGCAACGAAGGGGAGGGUGCAGUUGGUGUUGCAUGGGGCGAAUGGGUUUGAUGAGGAGUUGUUUAGGAAGUGUAUUGAGUGCGGGAUGGCAAAGUGUAAUAUUAAUGACGCUUUGAAUGGCGAGUUUAAGAGGGUGUUGAGGGAGAGGGUAGACAAGGUUCCUCUGACGACGUUGAUCGAGGAGGGGACCUUGGUGAUGCAGAAGGCUAUUGAGAGGCAUAUGAUUUGGAUGGGAUCAGCGGGGAAGGCGUAA
Pochonia chlamydosporia 170 is the source of this 861-nucleotide messenger RNA. RefSeq names its product tagatose 1,6-diphosphate aldolase. Gene Ontology annotation, biological process: carbohydrate metabolic process. Gene Ontology annotation, molecular function: zinc ion binding; aldehyde-lyase activity. The record is from RefSeq and is a predicted model, not a curated record. Bases 1 to 861 code for a protein of 286 amino acids. NCBI's taxonomy places the organism in Eukaryota, Fungi, Ascomycota, Sordariomycetes, Hypocreales, Clavicipitaceae. The transcript has a single exon.